Molecule: messenger RNA, 1440 nt
Organism: Diplodia corticola
Lineage: Eukaryota; Fungi; Ascomycota; Dothideomycetes; Botryosphaeriales; Botryosphaeriaceae
Exons: 1
Coding region: 1-1440 (479 amino acids)
Source: RefSeq, a predicted model, not a curated record
AUGGCCACAUUCGCCACUCUAAACGAAGACGUACUCGUCCUGAUCUUCUCGCACCUCGAAAAUGACCGCCCAGCCCUAUACGCCCUCGCGCUGACGUGCAGCUUGGCCUCUAGAAUCGCAACCCAGCUGCUCUAUCGCAAACUCAGUCUAAGCUUCCGACGCUCAGAGCCCGACCGCCGCUUUGACUUGCUGCUCCGCUCCCUCAACCAGCCAAACAGGAGAAGACGCCUUCAGCUGACCUCUUACAUCCACGACGUGCGCAUCGCCUGGCAAUCUGACCACCCUGCCAUGCGCCACCCAGACACGAUUGACUUUCUGCGCUCAAUAGACAAAUUACGCAAGCUGUCCCUCUUCGUUUCCAUGAACCCGCCUGUGUUACAAUACCGCCCGGGCCACCGCAUGAACCUCUCCCGACGAGCUGACCUCAGCUUCUGGCAUGUCUCCACACUACAUCACCUCCGAGAGCUGCAUCUCUAUCUCGAGGACCCCACCGACCAUCUGGCCCGCUUCAUGUGCCUAACUCCGGUCGACAUCAUCACAGUCAGACCCGGCCGUGACCAGCUGAAACCCGAGACCUUCUCCGCACACAACCUCCCACGACGACCCAAGCCCCUGACAAAGCUCGAGCUAUGGACCCACUACUCCUACGAGUCCCUGACAAACAUCUUUGCUGCCACAUCCGGCGUGAAGCACCUCGGCCUCUUCGAGCCCGGCAUCCGCUCCGGCAGGACCAACGCCAUCUGCCAGGACGGCCUCGCCCCCAUCAUGGCCACCACCUACUCUCCUCACGCCCUCUGCCUCGCCCUCGCCCCCCUCCACGACACCCUCACCACCCUCGACCUCUCCUCCGACGACACCCUCCACUGGCCCCACCACGACGACACCCGCCUCGACCUCCGCCCCUUCACCCACCUCACCCGCGCCACCACCGACUCCAAAUGCUUCUUCCCCGCCUCGACCCCGCCCGCCCGCCGCGCCUCCCCCCACCCCCUCCUCCCCCCGUCCCUGUCCUCCCUCACCCUCCUCUUCGACACCGCCACCACCGCCCUCGGCCCCGACGGCUCCGCCCACCACUGGCUCCUCGCCCUCGUCCAGUCCUCAUCAUCAUCAUCGACCCCCCUCCGCACCCUCGCCGUCCUCGAACGAAACCACGAGGGUGUCGCCUUCUGCGAGGUCUGCGUCCCCGUCGCUGGCAUCUACCCGUGGGAGCCCCCCGCCGCCGCCCGCCGCCUGCUCCGCGUCGCCGCGUCGUCGUCGCACGGCCUGGAGGUGAAGGUGGAGCUGCGCGUGUGGAGGCGCCCGGACCCGGAGGAUAUGCGUCAAGGCGUGCCUGGGGUGCCGGGGUCGAGGGAGGGUGGGCCGCCGGUGAGGGUGCCGGGGGUGGGGGACGUGGAUGGUGGGGAUGCGGGUGGGUGGGAUGGUGGGUUCCUUGAUGUGUGA